Molecule: messenger RNA, 8304 nt
Organism: Rattus norvegicus (Norway rat)
Lineage: Eukaryota; Metazoa; Chordata; Mammalia; Rodentia; Muridae
Gene: Dcaf10
Product: DDB1 and CUL4 associated factor 10
Cellular component (GO): Cul4-RING E3 ubiquitin ligase complex
Molecular function (GO): carbohydrate binding
Source: RefSeq, a predicted model, not a curated record
UUUUUUUCUGCAGUACUAGGGGUUGAAGUCAGGGCUUCACACAUGUUAGACAAAUGUUCCACCACUGAACCAUAUCCUCAGCCCAGUGAACAGCUCUUCAAUAGCUUUGGGACCUUGGUAUGCUUUUCAUGUUGAAUCCCCUGCAUUGUGAAAUCUGAUUAUGUGGAGCCAAUACAAACCGAAUGACAAUUUCUUGAUGUUCUGUUUAAAGUUCAACCAUUGGAUAUCUAAUUCCCUUUCUCCAGACAUCUUCCAAGUCUAUCACCAUAGGCUGGAUCAUCCUUCAGGUUUUUAUCAGUCACCAAAUGUGAGCUCCCUACAAUGCUACAGACCUAGAAAAUUGAUUAGUUCUUUUACCUAUUUGCCUUUCCUUUUACCUCAAGCUAUCCUGUUUGAGGACUAAACUUCCCUGCACUGAUAAUCCCCAUUCCCUGUCUAUGCUUUCCCUGAAAAUAGGUACUAGGAACACAAAGGAAAGUCCUCAGGGACCGUGCAGUGCUUGGCAGAUGCAGUGUGAGCACGGCGGUGGACAGUGGGCUCUCGCUUUGUGGAUUUGAAUUGGUUCAGCUCUCCAGCUCCCCUCAGUUACUUCUAGCCGCAUGUAUGUUCUUUUUGCAGGGAAGAGAAGAAGGCUCUGGCCUUGAUAAAAGAUUUACCUUACUGCGCAGCAACCAAGAUUUGGGCAGAUAUUUAUGACGAUAGGUUCCUUGAAUCUAGGCCCUAUACAGUCCAAUGCUUUUGAAAUUCGACUGCUUUCGAAUCUUUAGACUUCGAGGUUGAGUAGGCAGUGUGCCAAGAGAUUUAGUGUGUGACCUACAUAUAAUACAGUAAUCACCCUCCCUCCCAACCCAACUCAAUCUCAGUGUAAGAACAGCAGGUAAUCCGAUCCAGUCUUGUCAGACUGGUCCGGCGCACAGCCAGCCAGUGCUCACUGACAGCUGAGGGCCGACUCUGCUGCUUGUAGUCGGGUCCUUUGCGUCUUAUAUUGCACGCAGAGGGUUAGUGGCUCCUGACUUCACAGUCCUCUGAGGUUGUGGCGCACACGGCGGUGGUGUCCCUGCUUUUACGUCCCCGGAGGAGGGCAGACUAGCGGCGGCGCGGGUUUCCCAGCCGGCGGGUUUAGGGCGCGACACCCGGAAGUGGCGGCUGGAGCGGGAGCGCUGAGUUGUCGGGCGGCGGGACAGCGGCCCGGAAUAGGGGGCGGGGGCGUUGGUCAUGUUUCCCUUCGGGCCCCACAGCCCGGGCGGGGACGGGGCGGCUGGAGCUGAGGAGCCGCCGCCUCUCGGAGGGCCGGCGGCAGCUUCCAGACCGCCCUCUCCAGCUCCGCGGCCGGCGUCUCCACAGCGAGGAGCUGACGCGGCCUCUCCCCCGCCGGCCACCGGGAGCCCUCGCCUCCGGGGCAGCCCGGCAGUGUCCCCAGCCGAGCGCGCCGGAGAGCUCGCGGCCCCCGAAGCUCUGGAGUUGUCCGCUGCCGCGUCGCAGGCAGAGCUGUCACCCUCCUCCUCGCCCCGCAGACGCUCGAGGCCAGACUGUAAGGCGGGCAGUUGGAGUCGGCAGGGCCUCAGCGCCGGCCUGGGCGGCCCUGGUGCCAGACUGUUCGGGUGGCUGAGAGAGCGAAGCCUCGGUCGCGGGCUGUUCGUGGACCCGGCUCGGGACAAUUUCCGCACGAUGACUAACCUGUAUGGUUCCAUCCAUCCCGCAGACUCAGUGUACCUCAGCACCCGCACCCACGGUGCUGUCUUCAACCUCGAGUACUCGCCGGACGGGUCAGUGCUGACAGUUGCUUGUGAACAGACUGAAGUUCUGCUUUUUGACCCUAUAUCUUCAAAGCACAUAAAAACCCUUUCUGAAGCACAUGAAGACUGUGUGAAUAAUAUCAGGUGCACAGAAGAUGGGUGUCCACACAAAAAAUUCUUUCAUACACGUUUUCUUAUGCGAAUGAGAUUAACACCAGAUUGUUCCAAAAUGUUGAUCUCAACGUCCUCUGGAUAUCUCUUGAUUUUGCAUGAUCUGGACUUGACUAAGUCUUUAGAAGUAGGCAGCUAUCCCAUUCUGAGAGCAAGAAGAACUACUUCAAGUUCAGAUUUGACCACUUCAUCAAGUUCUUCUGGUUCUAGAGUUUCUGGUUCACCUUGUCAUCACAAUGAUUCAAAUUCAACUGAGAAACACGUGUCACGAGCCUCUCAACGAGAAGGAGUUUCACCACGAAAUAGUCUUGAAGUCUUAACCCCUGAAGUUCCUGGUGAGAGAGACCGGGGAAACUGCAUCACAUCCUUACAGCUGCAUCCCAAAGGCUGGGCCACCCUCCUCCGGUGCUCAAGCAACACUGACGAUCAGGAGUGGACUUGUGUCUAUGAAUUCCAAGAAGGAGCUCCAGUGCGACCUGUCUCACCUCGCUGUUCCCUGCGGUUGACUCAUUACAUCGAAGAAGCAAAUGUUGGCAGGGGCUACAUCAAAGAACUUUGCUUCAGCCCUGAUGGACGAAUGAUUUCUUCCCCACAUGGCUAUGGGAUUCGCUUGUUGGGAUUUGACAAACAGUGCAGUGAGCUUGUUGACUGUUUACCCAAAGAAGCCAGUCCCCUGCGGGUGAUUCGUUCUCUGUACUCUCACAAUGACGUGGUUCUGACAACAAAGUUCUCUCCAACACAUUGUCAGAUCGCCUCAGGGUGCCUUAGUGGACGGGUCUCUUUGUAUCAGCCAAAGUUUUAGGCACAACUUACAUCAAAUGAGGAACUCUUCUGGUGUUUGGCUUAUAAAUUACUUCAAUUUAGGUGAAGUAUUUUCUUUUUUAGAAGAUCUUAUAAGUUUGGAUCAAGCUCUUGGUUCUUAUGGGUCAGUGAACAGAUGUGUGACCUGAGUACUUGGCCUUCCAGCAUCAUCCGGGCAUCACCAUUUCAACCACACGGCCCUGUCCUGUCAGCAUUCCUUUGCCCUGGUCUGUGCCCCUGAGCUUGGGUUUUCUUGGUCGUUUUGCAUGUGGCUUAUUCUCCUACCCCCGUCUCCACUGUUCCCUGCCUCUUUCCUUCUCUUUGAUUUUGAAAUGAAUUUUAUGGACAUUUGGCAGGAGCCUUGGUUGGGAUGAGAAAACCCAUGGCACUAGUAUUAAAUAAAACCCAGAAGUUGGAUGUUGGCACACUGGUUAUUGAGAAAGUUCAUCUGCAUCUAUCAGUAUACUUGGCCUUUAGAGUUACUGUCAGAUACUGAGCACAGGGAUGGCGUUACUCUCAUAACUGUUAGGAACUCUUGCAACAAGGUAUCUUUUUAAAGUUUCCUGUUAAAAUUAUACACGUUAUCUCAUGUGAGAUUUGUUGUGAAAUUCUAGAAAAACACUACAACCUUUCUGUAUGAUUUAUGUCGCUGGUAUGAAUUUACAGUCUCCAGCAUCAUGUCUCUACUUGCUAUUUUGUUCAGUCAGCAGCAUUGGAGAGGAAAGGAGAAGCAAUAAGCUUGGUCAUUUCUGUUGUACAGAAGAUUUAUUCAUUAGGUUGGCACAGUAUCUGGCCAAAGAGUGAGGAGAUUCAUGUGACUUAGAUUGGCUAUGAUUCUUUUAAUCACACAGAUGAUGUGUUUAUAGUCAUGGGGUGGGAGGGAAAUCAAGUAAAGAUUUUAUUGUGUUUGUUCCUUCAACCAGGAAUCAGUUCUCAGUGUUAGUAAGAAGAGAGCUGCAAUCCUCUUUAAGCUGCUGUCAGACCUAGAGUCAGGGACCUGACUGACACUGCUGUCUUGUGUUUGGUUAUGGAAAGUCUGGGAGACAGUGUGUAAGCACAGGCUGCUCCUGUUUGAACAGACCAUGUUCUGCCAGGCUCUGCUACGUUGGCUGGCUGGUUGGCUGGCUGGUUGGCUGGCUGGCUGGCUGGCUGGCUGGCUGGCUGGCUGGCUGGCUGGCUGGCUGGCUGGUUGGUUGGCUGGUUGGUUGGUUGGCUGGUUGGUUGUCUGGCUGGCUGGCUGGUUGGCUGGCUGGCUGGCUGGCUGGCUGGCUGGUUGGCUGGUUGGCUGGCUGGCUGGUUGGCUGGCUGGCUGGUUGAUUGAUACUGUGUUGAGAUAUAUUAGAAGCUGGAAUUUAGGCCAUGCAGUAGCAACUUUGCUCUCUUUGGUUGCAUGCCCUUUCCAUUGUUUCUCUAGUAUUAGGAUGCAGAUCCCAGAAGGACUUGUAAAAAAUGCAGGAAUCUGGGCCAGACCUUAAAACUGAUUUAGGUAGGGAAAGGACAGGACUCUUUGUAAUAAACGGAACCGCAUAUCUGCAUCCAGGUGGUCUCUAGGUCAUAGUUUAAAAUACAACUUGAAAUGGCAGUAGAUAUUUCAUUAUCCAUUUGGUGCUUAACAUAAUUCCCACAAGAUGUUUCAUCUAUUUAAAUAGUAAUAAUAUAGCAAUUUUAGAGUAGAAAAUAACUUGAAGUGAUAUCCAGUUCAUUGUUGGACAAAUGAAAGAGGUCACAUGAUUUGCCUAUGGUCAUACAAAGUUAGUGGUAAAGUCAGGGCUUUGAUUCAAGUCUCUUAAUUCCUUGCUCAGGGUAGCUUCUUCUGUAUAUGCUGGCUUUAAAAAAACAUCAGUGCUUGUGGGCAUUUUGUCUUUAGGUUAUAUAUUAUUGUAAAUAAGAUGGUAAGAUUGAAGAAGGAAGAAGGCAUGGGAGUAGAUGCUGAGAGUUUGAUCCAUAGGAAAAAGUAUUUCAGUACUUACAGAAAUGCUUAAGCGAUCCAAACAUGAUGAACACAACAGUUCUCUCUGGUUCACACACCUGUAAGAGCUUGAGUCUCACUGAGAACAAUGCUAACUCUGGGACAAUCUUUAACACUAAAUCAACACUCCUUAUCAUAGAUGUUGGAAAAGCUGGAAAUUUUGUACUCAUUGAAAAAAACCAAACAAGCACAAUGAAAAUCCUAGGCUUGCUUGCCAUAGCUUUUGACAAAAGUUUUUUCCCCAAAGAGAAUAGUUAGAGAGGAAAUGCAGCAAUUAAGACCUCACAAUUAAAAACUAUUUUGUAUAAGGAUUAAAUUGAUACUCAAAAGAGUCCAUAAAUGAUAUCAGUUUGGAAAGAGUUCUGUGUCAGAUGUUAUACCCACAUGUCACCUAACUCAAGCCAGGGAUCCUUGAAUCAACUGUCUUUGAAUACCUACUAUGUGUCGAAGAAUGUGUCUGCUUUAAUAUACCAAGGGGCCCCUACAAAGGCCCUUACAAGGUAGGUGGGAUGAGCGUCAAUCAUGUUGAAAGUAGAAAUGUGUCAAAAAAAUGGAGUGUGACUGGCCUAGGGGCAGCACUGGAUUCAGACUGACAUUUGCCUGUUGAUUUUACUGCUGAGUUCUGUAGUUCAUGUUAGUCUAUGUGCUUGCUAUCAUCUGCACAUCUUUAUUACAAGGCUGGCCUCCUUCCCUUCAGUACUGCAUAAAAGAUCAUUUCAACACUGAUGUUUCCAUGAGAUGGAGAUUAUAAACUCAGGCCAUUUCUAACAGAAAAAUUACUCAGAUGAGCACCCAUGGUGUAGAAAAGGUGCAGGGGAGUCAGCCUUGUAAGGACGCAAAACCACACAGAUGAGGGCUGACAAGAGCCAGCAAACUUGGCAGGGAACCUUUGCCCUCUCUGAGGUCUAGUCAGGAUCAAGACAAAAUCAGACAGUACUAGCCAGGGAAUUGAAUGGCCGCCCUUUUUGGUUUUGGUUUUGGCUUUUUAAGACAGGGUUUCUUUGUAUAGACCAGGCUGGCAUCAAAUUCACAGAUGUCCACCUGCUUCUGACGUCCAAGUGCUGGGAUUAAACACAUGUGCACCCACAGCCUGGCCUUAGGGUCUCAGUCUAAAACUCUGGUGUUUUUUACUGUUUUAUGUAGUCAUUUUUAUUAUAAUUGGUAGAAAUAUAUUUUAAUUGAUAAUGAAGCUAUUACUGUUGGUAAACCUUGGUAAAUAAAUCAUUCUCCUAAAUAAAAGCUUCCUUUGGAAGAGUCAACAGGAAUGCUAUGUUGAAUGACUUGUAUAGAUGUAUCAAACACACAGUAGUUGCUUAUUUUCAAUCAUGAAAUGAAGAGCUAAUGUAAGAGCUAGCCAGUUAUACAGUGAAACCCUGUUAUUAAAAACAAAUUCUCAGAACCCAAAGCAUAUGUAUAUUUUGUUUUUUUCUCCCUAUUGUAUUCCCAAGAAGGCAGCACAGCAAAAAAAUUUUAAGAAAACAACACAAGGAAAAUAUAAAUUUCAUAUUCCCUACUCCUGCAUCGAGGACCAGAUCAUGUCACAAUUUUCAAGGCUGUGCCCUCUAGAAGGUGAGAAUAAAGAAAACACAUCAAGCAUCUUAGAAGGUGGGUGUUUCUCACCCUGGAGGACAGAGCAGUGUCUAUAAAUGUCUGUUACACGUGGCUUUUAUCUUCAUUAUUUAUUUUUUUCUAGAAAAAGUUUCUCUAUGACACCUUGGCUGUCUUAGAACUCACUUUGUAACCCAGGCUGGCCCACAAUUCAGAGUUUCCCUUGCCUCUGCCUACCGAAUGCUGGGAUUAAGGGCAUAUGCCAGCACACCUGGCUUUCAUUUGGCCUUUGAAAGCAGGAGACAUGGCCUGAUAACUUCCCGAUGACAAUCAUCUUUAUUCUGUGACCAGUGGUCUUGGAGUGCUGUAUAAGUCCACUUAAUAACACCUUCUGUUGGUCGUGAAGGAGUCCAUAUAUAUGACUUCUGUUUGGAUAACUAAUGUAUAUCUUUUAAAUGCCAAACUUUUAAAUUUUCAGUUAUUUUUUUGAUGCAAGUCUCCUUAGGGAUGGUAGUCUACCUCCCUGCCUUUUUAAGCAGUGUGCUCAGUCUAGUUGACUUCAUCAUGAAGUUAUAUUCAUGAUGUUUUAUUGCAAAUCCCCAAUGAGCUCUGAUGCCCGUGAGACAUUUCAGAGAACAAAAGGGCUAUAACAAAAGGGAGGAAUGGCUCAGUGAGGGAUUCCUGCAGCUGUAACUGUUUGCCUCAGUUUUAGUGUUAAGACGAGUUUCAUAUCUGCAAAGUAAUGUGUUCUAUUGCUGUGCCUGUCUCUAACAGGUUCCCAUUUUCUUCUGUGCUGUCUUCAAGUUAUGGGCUGUGACAUGAACUAACCAGUCCUGUAGGGCCUGCAAAGGAACUGCACAGAAAGCUCCCAGUUAAAGGUGGGGUUACUUCAGCUUCCGCCGAGUAAGGGAAGUAAAAACUGGCUGCUGCUGGAUUAAGAACUAGCCGAACCGAAGUCGGGUAUGCUGACACAAAGGCUCUGCCUCUUCAGGGACCCUUCAUGCCUUUAAGAACACAGAACAAGAGGGAGGAAGGAAAAGGAAAAUCUAGGUAGGCUAGAGAGGGAGGUGACACUGAGUAACCAUGAAAAGGUACUCUAGAUCAUCACAUUAAAAGACAGUUUAGUUGGGGCUGGGGAUUUAGCUCAGUGGUAGAGCGCUUACCUAGGAAGCGCAAGGCCCUGGGUUCGGUCCCCAGCUCCGAAAAAAAGAACCAAAAAAAAAAAAAAAAAAAAGACAGUUUAGCGACACUGUAGAGUAAGACUGCACUAACAUUACGUUCUCCAGGGAAGUCCAGACUGUGUAUGUCCUGAGACCUGCUCCCCUCCAAAUGGUAGUAGAAAUCAACAAGAGAAGUCUCCAGUUUGCCUGUGUGAGUUGCUGUCUGGAGUUGUAAAUGACCUGAGAGAGGUUUAAUCACAAGUCCCAGGGGCCGGAGAGGUGGCUCAGCCUUUCAGAGCACUCUCUGCUCUUCCAGAGGUCCUGAGUUCAAUUCCCAACAAGUACAUGGUGGCUCACAACCAUCUGUAGUGGGAUCUGAUGCCCUCUUCUGGUGUGUCUGAAGACAGCUACAGUGCAUUGACAAACAAAUAGUUCUUUAAAAAAAAAAAAAAAAAAGAAGUCCCAAGGAGCACAUGUCAUGCAGGUGUCUUUUGAAUGUAUGUAUAUAUAAAUGUCACUAUAAGUGAUGCUCACCCCCAGGAAUAAUAAAAUAAUAUUCAGGAUUUAGAUCUGGUCACAAUCUUUAAGAUAGGCCAAUCUGUACUUUCCCUUACACAAAGAGCAUAUUUGAAUUUUCUUUUAGAUUUGACUGUAUUCUUUAUUUCCAAACUCUGCUUUUUAGGGGGAUAAGGGGGACCAAACUUUAGGUUUGUAUUUUUGGCAAGUUUGGAAUAUUCUAGUUACUAUGCUGGCAACCAGAACAUACCCAGCAGGUUCUAAGGUGCUAUUGGCCCUUCUGCUAGACUGUACGCUCCUCGAGGGCAGGGCUAUCUUCUUUAUUCUUGUAUCCACGGUGCCUGGGAUAAGAUCUGACAGAGUAGUUGUUCAAUAAAUAUCUGUUGAAUGAAUUAAACCUUCA